AUGUAUCGGAAGUUGUCUAAGUUAGAACACUCGGAAAUAAAACAACUUCUUACAGAAGCUAAUAUAGAUGUUGCAAAGCAUUACGCAACAAACAAAAAAGCACUCGCUGACUUCAUUAAAGACUAUAAUGGUGCAAUAAGUUAUGAUAGAAUUCAUGAGUUCAUAAAGCCGCAACGCGGCGAGGACGAAGUCCAUGCAAGAGCAUUUCCUUUAAAUGACGUUGCUAUUGACUUAUAUCAUAGACGUUCAGUACCUCAUGAAGUAAGAAGAGAAAUGUUUGACAUAACAAAUGCAAACGUUGGUGAAACAAGAAGAAGAGACGACACACUGAAACAACAGAGAAGAGAGAUGUUUAAGAGCGCUAU
Trichomonas vaginalis G3 is the source of this 365-nucleotide messenger RNA. Its product is annotated as organellar and viral DNA polymerase type B. NCBI's taxonomy places the organism in Eukaryota, Parabasalia, Trichomonadida, Trichomonadidae. The transcript has a single exon. The annotation marks the transcript as partial. The record is from RefSeq and is a predicted model, not a curated record.